UGUCUUGCAGAAGAUGUUUCGGAAAAGCAGAACUUUGAGGCAGAAGACGAGCAGUUAUCACUGACACCCCGGCUUCAGCGUCAGGAAGACCUCGGACAGCAGACACAGGAGCCCUCACCAUGAGCAGGAAGGUUGUCCGCAGCAGUAAGUUUCGCCACGUUUUUGGCCAACCGGUGAAAGCGGACCAGUGCUACGAUGACAUCAGGGUAUCUCAGAACACCUGGGACAGCAACUUCUGUGCCGUCAACCCCAAGUUCCUGGCCAUAGUGGUGGAGGCCAGCGGGGGAGGCGCCUUCAUGGUCUUACCACUCUCUAAGACAGGUCGGCUGGAUAAAUCUCAGCCUGUGGUUUGUGGUCACACAGCUCCGGUACUGGACGUUGACUGGUGUCCUCAUAAUGAUAAUGUCAUCGCCAGCGGCUCAGAGGACUGCAGCGUGAUGGUAUGGGAGAUCCCAGAUGGGGGACUGACCCGCUCCAUCACAGAGCCUCUCGUCACCCUGGAAGGGCACACAAAGAGAGUGGGCAUAAUCCUCUGGCAUCCGACUGCCCAGAAUAUACUGCUGAGUGCAGGCUGUGACAAUGUCAUCUUCAUCUGGGACGUGGGCUGCGGGCAGUCAGUCAUCUGUAUAGACGAAACACACACGGACAUCAUCUACAGCGUGGCGUGGAACAGAGAUGGGAGUUUGAUCAGCACAUCCUGCAAGGACAAGAAGAUUCGGAUCAUAGAACCCAGAGCGGGGACGAUUGUAGCGGAGUUGGAUAAACCUCAUGAGGGCAGCAGACCGGUCCGAGUCAUCUUUGUGUCCAGCGAUAAGAUUCUGACCACAGGAUUUAGCCGGAUGAGUGAGCGACAAGUGGCCUUGUGGGACAUGAAGUCGCUGGACCAGCCGCUCACCCUACAAGAAAUAGACACAAGCAGCGGCGUCCUCAUUCCGUUCUUCGACCCAGACACAAAUAUUGUGUACCUGGGUGGAAAGGGGGACAGCAGUAUCCGGUACUUUGAGGUGACAGACGAGGCUCCGUACGUACACUAUUUGUCCCUGUACAGCAGUAAAGACUCUCAGCGAGGGAUGGGGUACAUGCCGAAACGAGGCCUGGAAGUCAGCAAGUGCGAGAUUGCCAGAUUUUACAAGCUGCACGAGAGGAAGUGUGAACCCAUAGCAAUGACUGUCCCCAGGAAGUCCGACCUGUUUCAGGAAGAUCUAUAUCCGGACACCGUGGGUCCCGAUCCGUCUCUUACCGCAGAGGAAUGGCUGUCAGGGAAGAACGCAGAGCCUCUGCUCAUCUCACUGCGAGACGGAUACACUCCGAGUAAGACCAGGGAACUCAAAGUUACCAAAAACAUCCUCAACACCCGGUUACCCAAACGCCGCCAGUCAACCAACGAAGAGACUGUGGACUCCACCCUGGAGCAGCUCAUGGAAGAGAUAAAACAGCUGAAGGCGACGGUCGCAGAACAGGAGAAGCGGAUUACGAAGCUGGAGGAGAAAAGCAGCUAAAUGGCGGCAGAACGGGGUGGGGUGGGGGGGUGGGUGUGUGUCUUAUCACCACACUGUCCAGAGCGUAGCGACACCACGUAAUGGCUUUCUGACAGCUACUCUGUUACUUACAUGGUAUCACUGACUUCACAAGUGUGUCAGAUAAUAAAAUCUCUGCAUCGGAUAAUGGGAUAGCGGACAGACCGUAUUAAAGCGCAGCGGAUACUCUGCCCCCCCCCCCCUCUUAUGUCCCAUAAGAAGUCAGACAAAUAUGGGGAUUCCCUGAUCCCGUCACCCCAGCUAUAAACCAGUUAAUGGUUUCUUAUUCAUCCAUCGGGCCUCCGAGCAUGGAGGAAAGGUGUAAAUACGACACUGUUGGACUAAAUUCUAUUUUGCUACCCCCCAUGAACCCUCUUCCUCCUCAAAUGCUGUGUUUAUAAUUGUGUUAUAAAAAGCAACGCAUUAUUGAUGUUCAGAAUAAACGGUGACUUUUGCCUA
Pseudophryne corroboree (corroboree frog) is the source of this 1976-nucleotide messenger RNA. RefSeq names its product coronin 1A (gene CORO1A). Gene Ontology annotation, molecular function: actin filament binding. NCBI's taxonomy places the organism in Eukaryota, Metazoa, Chordata, Amphibia, Anura, Myobatrachidae. Bases 120 to 1499 code for a protein of 459 amino acids. Gene Ontology annotation, biological process: cell migration; actin filament organization. The transcript is spliced from 11 exons. The record is from RefSeq and is a predicted model, not a curated record.